Messenger RNA from Rotaria sp. Silwood1, 2772 nucleotides. The record is from the annotation of a GenBank genome assembly. Lineage: Eukaryota; Metazoa; Rotifera; Eurotatoria; Philodinida; Philodinidae.
AUGCCUGGUGAACGUGGAACACGUAUUCAAGAUGAUAUGCAAACGACUGCCCUUUCAAACGAUAAUCGAUAUCAACAAUAUCUGACUGCUACAGUGUAUGAGGACAGUUUCUAUCGACUACUUGUUCAGCUUGAUUGUGGUGGACAGUUAAGCGGAGAUACACAGGAGACUCCUUGCAGUCGUUAUCUCAGUGUUACUGUGUGGAUUGACUUCAACGACAAUGGGUUAGAUGAAUCAGAAAGUCGACUUCUCCAGCCCGCUUGGUCAAGCAAUGAUGUACCUACGGGUACAUAUAAUUUGGAUGUAAACAUACCAAAAAUUGACGGCAGAACUACGAAAGCUGGUGUUCAUCGCAUGCUUGUUACUGUGAUGGCAAGUGAAGAUUAUCAAAGAGAAUGUGGCAGUUUUCCGUACAAAGAAACACGAGAGUAUACCGUCAAUGUUAUUCCAAAAGUAGCACCUAUAGUCGAAACAACUACUCGCUUUAUCUGUCCUCUAAGUAUCGCUAAAAUUAUUCUUGUUAUAAUGGCUGGAGAAAAAGGAACAGAGAUUCGAGAUGAUAAACCAAGAACUUCAUUAUCAGCUAAUUACAUAAAUGAACAUCAUAUGGGUGUUACACUUUUUGAGCACACUGUCUAUUUGUUACGCAUUCAAUUGGAUUGUUCUUCGCAAUUGAAGACUGAAUUAACUAGAACAGGCUGUAAUCUUGCUCAAGAUGUGAAUGUUUGGAUUGAUAUAAAUGAUGAUGGAAGAUUCGAUGAUUCAGAAAUUGGAGCUCCUUAUCGUUGGCCAGUAACCAGUUAUAUGGCAGAAGGUAUCUAUGAUAUACAAAUAUAUGUACCAUUGAUCGAUAACAGAUAUAUGAAAAAUGCACCGCAUCGAAUGCGCAUUGCUGUUUCACCAAGUGAAUAUUAUCGAAGACUCUGUGGUGAUUAUAAUUACCUUGAAACAUUAGAGUAUAUGGUUACUAUUAUUCCAAGAAUGAAAUACACCUCAUUUGAUGCUACGCCCACUUCUAUGAUGCCAUACAAUGCACCAUGUUCUCCGGAUGUUGGCAAGAUUAUUCUUGUUGCAAUGGCUGGUGAGCAUCGAACACAAAUUCGAGAUGAUGCAUCAACUAGAGCUGCAUUAACUGGCAACACUCAAAAUUAUCAACAUUUAUCUAUUGUACUAUAUGAAGAUACUGUCUAUCUUCUACGUAUCCAAUUGGAAUGCACUGGAUCACAAAGCAGAGAUCAAGCUGAAGACAAUUGUAACCUUCCUCAUGAUGUAGCUGCAUGGAUUGAUAUAAAUGAUGAUGGUAGAUUUAGUGAAACAGAAAAUGCAGCUCCUUACCGAUGGCCGCUCGCUAGCUAUGUACCAAAAGGCAUCUAUGAUCUACAAAUAUAUGCGCCUAGUAUUGAUGGAAUAAGAACGAAAAGUGGACCACAUCGCAUGCGUCUUGAUGUAACCUUAAAUGAACAGUAUCGUCAAAAAUGUGGGAAGAAUUAUUAUAGAGAAACACGAGAAUAUAAUGUUACUAUUGUUAAAAAGAAUAUGAAGCAAACAGUCGAUAUUGGUGGCCCGUAUUUGACAUUAACAAAUGCAGUAUGUUCUAAAACCCAUGGCCAAAUUGUACUUGUUAUAAUGGCUGGUGAGAAAGGAACACAUAUUCGAGAUGAUACACCAAUAAAUACUGUCAUUAAACCUGAACAAAAUCGACACCAUAUGGCUGUUACAUUAUUUGAAAAUACCAUCUAUCGAAUACGUAUUCAAUUAGAUUGCGAUCAACGCUCUAGCAGAGCUCCAUUUAAGAUCCAAUGCAAUCUUGCUUACGAUGUAAAUGUUUAUAUUGAUCUAAAUAACGACGGAAGAUUUGACGAAUCAGAAAGUCGCACCCCAAAUCGAUGGCCACUACGUAGUACAAUGACAUUAGGAAUUUAUGAUUUAGAAAUUCCUAUACCUAGUAUCGAUAGAGUAACUACGAGAGAUGGAUCACAUAUCAUGCGCGUUGUUGUGAAAGCAAGUGAUGAAUAUGUCAGAUUAUGUGGCAGAUCUGACUACAGCGAAACACGAGAGUAUACAGUCAACAUCAUUCCAAAGGAAACAUAUAGUGGCAGGAACGCAUACGAUGGUAGAAAUACUUACAAUGGCGAUAAUACAUACAAUGGUGGUAAUACAUACAAUGGUGGUAAUACAUACAAUGGUGGUAAUACAUAUGGUGGAGGCUACAGAGGCACGCAUUGUUCUCCUGGUAAAUUGGUAUGUUCAGUAGGCAAUAGUGCUAUCUUUUUUGUCAAUGUAUUGGGUGAACAAAAUACAGAGAUUCGAGAUGACAUGAAACAAUGUAGUUCAACAAAUAAUUAUAGAGAUCGAAGCGAUCUAACUGUGACAUUAUUCGAUAAUACGGCUUAUACUCUUCAUAUCGAAUUAUCUUGUGUUCAACAAUCAGGCUAUGGUAGUACUUAUAGUCAAGAUCCAUCUGUAUUCGGAAGAAAUUGUCGCGAUUCUCGCUAUCUUGGUAUGUGGAUAGAUUUUAACAAUGAUGGUACAUUUGAUGAUAAUGCAGAACGAUUGAUUCCUAAUAAUUGGUAUCGAGAUGAUCCUCGCAUGACCCAGAAUGAUAUAAGUUUUACUAUUCCACAAAUUGAUGGUAGAUAUAACGUUGGUGGACAACAUCGAAUGCGUGUUAUUUUGACACAAGAUGCAAGAAAUCGUAAGGCGUGUCAAAACACAGGUUAUGGUGAAGUACGAGAUUAUACAGUACAAAUCAUACAAACACCUACGUAUUGA